Messenger RNA from Rhododendron vialii, 3589 nucleotides. RefSeq lists its product as uncharacterized. The coding region runs from base 2461 to 3150 and encodes 229 amino acids. The record is from RefSeq and is a predicted model, not a curated record. NCBI's taxonomy places the organism in Eukaryota, Viridiplantae, Streptophyta, Magnoliopsida, Ericales, Ericaceae. The transcript has 2 exons.
UAAUAUGAAAAUUCAGGCCUGCCAAUACAGUAGUACUAGCUGAUUUGGAACCGUCUUGUAUUAUUUGAAGUGUUUUUAGUCCUUUCAAUCCGACACCAUUUAAAAAGCCUUUGUUCCAAGUUGGAUGGUGGGAACACUGAGAAGUAUGCUACCAAAGAAUUGUAUUAUCUGCUAUGAAACAACAAGUGUUAACUUCACUGUGCCAAGGCCCCGGGCGACCAAGAGGUAGGGGCCAUUCCACAGCUGAGUUAACACGCAGUGAACGAUAAGGAGGGGGAGGUCUGGGGGGUGGGUAGGAAUACCCCCAUGCCCUUAGUUGCACGAAGCGGGAACGGGAGAGCGGAUGAUAAAGUGUGGGAGAGCGUUUAGGAAAAAUUAUUUAAGUUAUAUAAAUAUUUUUAUGUAUUUUACUAUAAUUAAAUGUCAAAUAGAAAAUAUUAUUCUACCACUUAAAUUGCAAAACAAUAUAAUAUUUAUAAUUUGGAUAUGUGAUUCCAGUUGUUCUCCGUAUCUUAGUUGCACGAAGCCGGGGCGGGACCGGUGGCGGAGGAUUAUAGGAGUUCCUCUUUCGGGACGGGGAGCGUUUAGGAGUAAUUGAUGUGGGCCAUACAAAGAGGUCACGAGAAUUUGGUAAUUUUACGUUUUUUAUUUUUAUUUUUUUUAUGGCCUUAUGGACUAGAUGGGUAUAACUGUAUAAGGAAGCCUUAAUUUGGCACAUGUGGGAUGAAUAGGGCCAACUUGGGAUAUUGGUUAGACAUGGGUUGGACUCACAGAAGUGUCUUUUGGUUCUAGUCAAGUCAAAAUGUCUCUUCAAAUUCUAGUCAAAGUCUUUACAGUCAAUUAGUUGAUCAAAGAGUCAUUUGGUUUUUCCAUGUCAUUAAUGUUAAAUGUAGUCAAAGUGUCAAUUAGUUGAUCAAAGAGUCAUUAAAUUUUUCCAUCUUUAAUGCAAUCAAAGAGUCUAUGUUCAAUGUGUCUUUGGGAGUCUAAAGGUUAUUUAUUUUUGGGAAGUUCUAGAGUCAAGUUGAAAUGGGUAUAAAUAAGAUUGUAAGCCUUAUGGCAAAUCGUGAUGAGUGAUGAUAAAAAUUGAGUAGCUUUCAAGCUAUUGGCUAGAUUGUGUGAUGCAAUUUUUUCUUUUGUGUGAUGCCUUAGGUUUUCUAGGUGUGAUGCCUAGACCUAUCUUCCUAAAACCCCAUCUUCUCUUUCUAUUGUUCACAGUCCCAAAACAUUCACUUCUCUUCGUGUUUGAGCAUAUCCUUGGCCGCAUUCAAAUCCCAUCCUACAUCAAAUGAUGCGGUUCAUGAUUAAUGCAAUGGGUAGUUUGGUAGUCUUAAAAGAUUCAAUGAUUUGGGAUGAUGAAGGGCCUACUUGGGAUAUUGACCAAGCGUGCAUCCUUAAAGGCUGUGACUUUUCAUUUAGGGAAGUUUGACCACAUAUUCAAUUCAUGCAACCAUUAGACAACACAUGUUGGAUUUUGUCCCACAUUGGUUAAUUAUCUCCUCCAAAACUAGUAUAUGAGCCUGGGCGGCCUCUCCACUCUUUGCCAAUUGGUUUGGAGUUGGAUGCUUUAACAACACAUUCAUUUUAUCCAGCUAUCUAGGGGAUGGGAACAGUCUUUGGUAUUAAACACAUUCAUCCUAUUCAGCCAUCUAGGGAAUAGGAAGUCUUUGGCAUUAAACACUUUAGGAGCCUAUAUAUUGAUGUACUUAAAAGGUUUGAGAUAUGAUGAUGAUUGAAUGAAUGAAAAAUUGAGUAGCUUUCAAGCUCUUUGAUUGUGUGAUGCUAAAGAGCCCCUAGGUGUGAUGCCUAGACCUAUCCUUCUUUAACCCUUCAUCUCCUCCUUACAAAUUACUAUUCACGUCUACUGUUCACAACCCCAAAAACAGCCACUUUCUCUUGUGUUUGAUUAUACUUGGCCUUAUUUCAAUAUCGUCCUGCAUCAAUUUGGUAUCAGAGCGAGCUUUGCAUCAUGUCUACACGAUCUGGCAGACCUUUUAGAGGACGAUUAACUAAGUUCCAGCGGGAUGAGAUUCUUGAACUCUUUUCAAGAUUGUGGAACAACUCGAUAGUUUUCGUUAUCGGCUUAAUUCAUUGGAAAGCCGAUCAACUCAGAGGAAGGUGAUGAAUAAUCUUAGUGUGAAGGGUAAGAAAGACCAGAUUUCCAAGCAUGAAAAGCCUUCUAUUGACUGUUCAAAAGAAGCCCAACAAUCUCCUGCCGUUGCUCUUAGAGAGACUCUUAAUGUUUCAUGUGUUGCUGCUGUGGGAGAAUCGAAGGAACUGGUUGUUGGUCCUGUGUUUGAAAUGUGCUUAAAGGUCUCUAAUUUGUCGUCCGAGUCUUCUAGUGAGUCGACCGCAUCAACGGCUAUUGCUGAACAUCAAAGUUCGAUGUCUCUAGUAUUCAAAGAUGCAGAAGAUAAUUUAAACCAAGUCAUAUUGAAAGAUUGCGAAAUUAUCAAGGAUUAGAUGCUUCCUAUUAAAGACUCAGAUGAUUUCCUCGAAGACAUUAGGGUUGAGAGUGGAGAAUCCAGUGUUCCAUCUUCUAACAAGCCCAAUGAAGUGAAGCAAGCAGUUUAUAGUUUGGAAAGUAAUAACCCUUCAAUAGUGACCGGACAGCUUCCAAAGCUUGCUGAUUUAGUACCAAAAGAGAUGACUUAUGAACCUUGCUGUUGCGUUGGUGAUCAACGAACAACAUAUCUUAUUUUGAGCUCCAAAUCGCCUGAUCACAUGUGUUCAUGGAAGCAUGGAAACUCAAAAAUUCCGCCAACUUCUAUUUUCAUCCGGGAGGAUUUCAAGGAUUUUUCUUCUACUUCAAUUAAUUUCAUCAUCCCAGAGAAAUUCAACUUCGGAAAUGGAAUGACAUUGUUACUUUCUUUUCUUCCACCUAUGAAGAAGAUACAACAACUUCCAUAUGCAGAUUUAGAUAUGAAGAUAAGGUUCCAAUUGAAAAGCUUAUGGACUACCAUUCUUCAACAUUUCAAAACUCGAGGUCGAGUUUUCUCUAACAAGGGGAGAAAGAUGCGGUCCAUGAUUAAUGCAAUGGGUAGUUUGGUAGUUUCAAAAGGUUCAAUGAUUUGGGAUGAUGAAGAGCCUACUUGGUAUAUUGACCGGGCAUGCAUCAUUAAAGGCUUUGACUUUUCAUUUAGGGAAGUUUGACCAAAUAUUCAAUGCAUGCUAGUAGAAUAUUAUUAGUCCCACAUUAUAUAAAUAAGACUUGAUUGUGUUAGGGUUAGUUAACACCCUAUACACAACAUGGUAUUAGAGCAUGAACAUAACAGGUGCACCCGAACACUUGUAGGGGUAAUGAGUGGAGAGGCCAACUAGGAAAUAAAAUCGUAUGGGGUAUCUGGCCACCUAGGACUCUAGAUGGCAUACAAUUGAUCAAAUAACGUGCUGUAAGAACAACAUAACUCCAGUAAGACUUAUGAACUUGCAUUUGAAAUAACAGUGAACACAUAAGCUCUGAUAAAUGCCUAAUCUUGCGUUUGGCAACUCCAUUUUGUUGUGGAGUUCAAGUGCAAGAAGAUUGGUGAAUUAUACCUGUUAAAGCAUCCAACUCUAAACCAAUUGGCAAAGAGUGGAGAGGCCGCCCAGG